AUGCCGAUCCAGAUUGCGAGCCAGAAGACAUAUAAGCCCCCCGUCCAGAAGACUACCCCCCAACAGAAGGAAACUUCAUUGUACCAAACGCUGCAAGGUAUCUGGCAAGGCAUACGCGAGAACCGAGACACAUUCCUGGCGCCCAUCGUCAGUCAAGAAGACACCAGUCUCGCUGAGCGGACAUUGUAUGGUUGUAGUGGUGAUGGCUACGCCGACCUGCUUUAUAGGUCAAUUUCCCCACGACUUCGCGACAUUAUGGACCACGGCCACUUCAACCCGACGGAGUUCCUGGAUCCGAAGAAGGGUGUCCAACAGAUGGACUCGAAGUGGCCGAGCGACGACUACGCAGUGAUUUACCUGAUGGUUUCGGAAGGCGUCCAACAUGGGAUCAAGGACCUAGUUCAACCACGAGCACAGAAUAACCUGGCCAUUUACGUGGGUCAAGCGGCAAAUGGUCCCAACCGUUGUCUGACUGGGGGUUCCAGCUGCCACCAUUGGCUUCUAUCUCACCCCGACCUCAGACACGGGAGUUGCGUGAAGUACAAGGUUGCAAGAACUGGGAAGAGAACGGUGUGGAUUCCCUUCAUGCUGAUCAAAAAGUCCAGCAGUGAGGUCCAUGGUGUGGGCUGGGAAGAUAUCGUUCACGUUGCUGAACUCACCACCGUCGUUCUAUUGAAGACGUGGAACCCCCUGGUUCUAAUGACUGCGAACCCCCAGCAGAUGGGUAGUUACGCACGGGACUACGAAGCGGCUUCUGCAUUCAGGGCACUCAUCGACAAGGUAUCUCAGAAGACUGGUUGGAGCCCGGCACCGACCCUGGGCACAAAUUGGACGACUCCCAUUUACUCCAUGAUGCCCGAGGAACGCGUCUGGGUAUCGUGGUACGAUAUUGCGCGGCAGUCCUACUUCUUCCGCACUCGUUGUACCACGCACUACUACAGCCCGGACCGUACACUGAAGCCGAAGACCACGAAGAAAGGCACAGUCACAGCACGUGGCCCAGGAACAUCAUUGUGCCUCAACAUCUCGGGGCGCAAAUUGACCAUACCGAACGCUGUGAACAAAGCUGGCCACCUCGAGCCUGGUGAUGGAGUGCAUCUUAUUUGUGGGAAUCCAGAGAUCGAGAAACUCGCGUCCAUGGGCCUCAAAUUCCAGUGGGAAGACCCAUCUUCCGGACAGUGGAAAGAAUGCAUUGGACAGCGUCAACGAUUGUUUCGGAACGGGGAGGUCUCCCAGCUCACAACUGGGAUGCACAUCUUCUCUAUCUUGACACAGAGGGUCUAUGUCAGUCAUAAUAAUACCCAACCCCCCGAUUGGAUGGCUACCGGCUACAGAAACACGGUCAAGAAGAUCAAAUACGAUCAUCUUAAGCAAACCCAGACCUUGGAAACGGUGGUGAGGAGGACAGUCCCCUGGCCGAAGGACAAUACUGUCAACGAGAAUCGAAUGCGACUGCAGGCAUAUCUUCAGGGAAAGGGGGCUGAUACGGUGCUGGAUGACAAAAAGCGAAUGGCAAAGCCUCGUGGGCCAGCCCGAGAGAAUUGUGACCUGUGUUACUCACUUAUGACCACGGACCCAUGCGGCUACGAUGAAGAAACUCUCAGCUGCUGGAGGUGCAGGGCUUUCAAUCGACCCUGUACAUGGACUGUCAAAGCUGACGGUCCUGGAACCACUUACGCGUCGGGCGCGAAGAAGUCCACCAUUGACCUGCUGGCAUCCGGGGGUCCAUUGGACGGCCUCGGAAUACCAGCACUGUUCCAUCGUGCCGCGAACAUGGUGAAGCACCCACAGGCAAUGGUGUGGACAAUCGAACCCCCGUUUGCUGUGGGAAUCGAAUCCGAUGUUGCUGAGGAACAGAGGGAUGCCCCCAUGCCGAACAUGGAUGAUAUCGAGGGAAGUGAUGAUGAGGAAUAG
Molecule: messenger RNA, 1914 nt
Organism: Diaporthe batatas
Lineage: Eukaryota; Fungi; Ascomycota; Sordariomycetes; Diaporthales; Diaporthaceae
Exons: 3
Coding region: 1-1914 (637 amino acids)
Source: RefSeq, a predicted model, not a curated record